Halichondria panicea is the source of this 1564-nucleotide messenger RNA. RefSeq lists its product as uncharacterized. The transcript is spliced from 4 exons. The record is from RefSeq and is a predicted model, not a curated record. Lineage: Eukaryota; Metazoa; Porifera; Demospongiae; Suberitida; Halichondriidae. The coding region runs from base 553 to 1395 and encodes 280 amino acids.
CAUAGUAAUAGCCAUUAUUGUUCUGCCUCAAUUGCAAGUAGCUAUUAUAUUAAUAGGAUGGCAGUAUUUCACUUGGUAAUGAGUGUUGUCUUACUGUGUUUCACUGUUGGACAAAGCGGAGCAAUUAGUGUUUCUCUGACUGUAGAGGGAGGAGUGAAUCUGGUUGGUGAACACUGUCCUGGAACUGUCAGACUGUUUUGUGAGGGAGUGGAUCUCACUAGUUUGCGUUGGAGUUACAAUGUCACUAAAGAAGAAAUUCAUUCAUUCUAUCCUGACAGUAUGAUUUCUACUCAAACUGUAUCAAAUCCAGCCUUUAUUUCUGUUGAGUUGAGCUCAGUUUUGCAGAGUGAUCAACGGAAUUUCGGAAACUUUUCUUCAACUCUUACCCUCAACAUCUCAGAGCUUGAGGAGCAGCAUAUUAAUGAAAUCAGAUGCGGCAAUCCGGUAACGCACCAGACAAUCACAAUUGAUGUUCAGGUAAGGCAACAGGCAUUAUCAGAAGACCCUCAAUAAAUCAAUAUUGUCAAAUCCUUUAAAUCUUCUGCUUCUGUUAUGCUGACAGUUUCAUGGGAACCACCAGUUGUGGCAUGCCCUGCUUCUAGACGACAAAUACGCUAUGAGGCCACCCUAACUGGGAAUGAUUAUCAUCACAUCUCAACUACUAAUAGUGGUACCUGUACAAUGGUGUGCAGCGUCACAUUCACUGUCCCGCUUUCCAGAGAUGGUAACUACGUGUUGGAGCUCCAAGCUAUCAACGACGUGGGGAGAAGUGAUCCUGUCCUACAUAAUAUUUUUAUAGUGACACACAGCAGUUCCAAUGGUAUAUCUAUCGGAGUGACCGUAGCAACUACUGUUGUUGUAUUCAUAUUCUCUUUGGUACUCGGUUUCGUCACGGGAGUUGGUACAUACUAUAUUGUGCUGAAAAAAUUACUCAUCAUAAAAUUGAAAAGCGAAACUGAGUCUGGAGUGCAACCGAGAGAGGAUGCACCGGAGAUACGAAUACAAGAAUCAAGGGAAAUUUAUCGGGAGGUUAUCUAUUCGAAUCCAGAAACAGCACAGCAAAAUGAAGACCUGACUCACUCUUAUUGUGAAGCCGAUGAUCCAAUAAUAGGCAGUAGUGUUUAUACAAAGUCGAGUGUAAGUUCAAAGGAACCAAUUCCUAACGAGUCUUAUGGAAAGCCAAAGAAAGAACGUUCCCGACCAGAUGAAGAAAUGAGAUUAAAAGCUAACCUAUCUUACGAUAAAGUGGGAAUUUUGAAAAGAAGUGGAGCUAGAAGAGGCAAGAUGAACAUGGAAGCGAAUCAGUCGUAUGGUUUGGCAAGAGUAUCCACUGACCCAGAGGAUAAAGUGGAGUACGAUUACAUUGACAAUGAACUGCUUCAAUCUUGCAAAUAGAGUCUCCCAUUUAGAUCUAGCACAUGCAAGCAUGUCAGUUUAGUGCAGUAUCACAACGUUGAACCUUAUCGGAUAUUUUGUAACAGUAUGUGUAUAUCACACUUCCAAUUAUACAACCCUUCUUGCACUCAUGCAUACAAUCAAUGUAACGUAAUUGAUUAUCAUAAUU